UGCAGACAGCAGAUAGAGGAAGAGCCACUGUGGGUGCAGCAGCUCAUGUUAGCCUGAACGUUACUGUUAGCAGGCAUCGCUGACAAGUCUCUCCUCUUAUCUUACUGUAAAACAAAAUUCUGUCCAAUAAAGCAGCUUCAGGAGUUAUAAUCGAGGCUCUCCGACGACUGCUUCGCCAAGAUGAGCUUCCUGUUUAGCAAUCGCGCAUCCAAGACGUUCAGGCCGAAGAAGAACAUCCCAGAGGGCUCCCACCAGUAUGAGCUGCUGAAACACGCCGAGGCAACUCUGGGCAGUGGGAAUUUGAGGCAGGCUGUCAUGUUGCCUGAGGGAGAGGAUCUCAAUGAGUGGAUUGCUGUCAACACGGUGGAUUUCUUCAACCAAAUUAACAUGCUGUACGGCACCAUCACCGAGUUCUGUACUGAGACCAGCUGCUCUGUGAUGUCUGCAGGACCAAGAUACGAGUAUCACUGGGCUGAUGGCACCAAUAUUAAGAAGCCCAUCAAAUGCUCUGCGCCCAAGUACAUCGACUACCUGAUGACCUGGGUGCAGGAUCAGCUGGAUGAUGAGACACUUUUUCCCUCCAAGAUCGGAGUUCCCUUUCCCAAGAACUUCAUGUCUGUGGCCAAAACCAUCCUGAAGCGCCUUUUCAGGGUUUAUGCUCACAUUUACCACCAACAUUUUGACUCUGUGAUGCAGCUGCAGGAGGAGGCCCACCUCAACACCUCCUUCAAGCACUUCAUUUUCUUUGUUCAGGAGUUCAACCUCAUUGACAGGCGAGAGCUCGCUCCCCUGCAGGACUUGAUCGAGAAGCUUGGAUCCAAGGACAGAUAGACAUUUCCUCACACGUCACCUCUUUUUAAAACGGACUCUCUUUCUCCUUUGUCCCUCUCUGUGACCUCUGCUACCUCUACGACUUCUAGUCUCAACUCUUAAAAGUAUGUGCCUUCCUCUUUCCAUUUCAUAAAUGUUUGUACUGUACCUUUCCUUUUAUUCCCUCUCUUAUCUUUUAUGCUGUCUUUGAGCCCUUUUCUUCCAUUUUGCCACUCUAGAUCAUAUAAAAUAGUGUAGUGUAGAAAGAAUAUUUUUUCACAGGACUGUGGUUAACGACUCUCACGGAGCGACAGAUUGAAUUUUAUAUCGGACCAAGGACAUUUGGAAGUUAAGUGAAAACCAGCUUGUUUCCUUCAGAAGCUGGUGUACAGUUUUUUGAUUGUCUCAACACGUUUUAAGUAUUGAUAGGUCUUUUUUAGUAACUUUUAGCUAUUGUUAUUACAGUGACUGACCAAAUAUCCCAGGUUUAGCUUUUAAAAUGUCAUUAGUGUGAAGCGGAGAGUAGAGAUGGCGAGAGAAGUAGUGACACAUGACAGUACAGAUGUGUUGAAGGUAUUUUCAGUUUAACAUGAAGACUGGCACAGGCAUACGGUGCAGUAGCUCUCUCUCACAUGUUGUUUGUGUAUUUGAUAUCCCAUGUAUGCCAACAUGCCUUUUGUUGACAUGUUCUGUAAUGCUUACAUGUGAAGAGAUGCAGUGAUAAGACGAUUUUGAGAUACCUUUGAAAAACACCACCAUGGACUGCAUUAUAGCGAUUUCCAUUUGGUCAUAAAAUAUUGUGCCUUGCACAUUUUUCAGCUAUUUCUGAAUUAAAAUAAUAUAAUGAAAAAUACGAUGCUUACAGGGACGCUUUUACAUUGCUUGAUAGUUAUUAACAGCCACUUGAAGCUUUUGUAAUCACGACCGAUAAAGGAGUUGUACAUCAUCCUGUCAACAGCAAAAAUAGUCUAAUGUGAAUUUUUUGUUUUGUUGUACUGUCAUUUUAGUUCAUUUUUACGGAACUUUUCAUAUUUGAUCUUUCAAUGCUGGUACUUUUUAAAGUUAACCCCGAUUGUAGAAUAGAGCAAUAACUGUUGCACCUGUGCACGAUAAAGAUGAAUGACCUGAGGUUUAUGUCGUUUUUCCAUAGAUAUCUUUAUUAGUCUUGGUGCAUGUAUUAGGGUCAUUUGCUGUGCUAAACUCUGGCAGCAGCAGCAGGGCUGUUUGUACUGCCAUUUACUAAUGCAGCUAGUAUUUCUCAUGAAUGUUUUAUUUGGUGAUCUUUGAGCAAGGGAAUUGGUCCAUAACCACCUUCAUGUUGGAGCUAAAUUCAUAUCAGACAAUCACGUAAGCAAUGACGAGCUGUUAGAUGACUGAACGCAUCACCGGGAACCAGCCACUGUAAUUGGGUGCAGUCGAGUGUUCAUUUUAUAAUGUACUGCUUUUUAAGAAGUUGAAUGCAUUUUAACAUUGUGAGAAACAUGUUUUUACAUUUAAAAUGCGAUGUAUCCACUUUUACGCCCUCUAGCUGCUUGGGGAAAAAAAACAAGCCAGCACCCAUUAAGUUAAUCACCUAUAGGCUUAUUGAUAUAUUUUACAAGACCGAGUUAUUUCAAAGAUUUUAUUUGAAUAUAUAAUUAGUCCUUUCUUUUCAUUAAGUCACAUAUUUUUAAAAAUGUAUUGCGUUUCUCUCACAGUUGUGUUAUAAACCCUCGGCAUGAAGUUACAUUUCAUAUUACAUUGUAAAAUAAAUUGUUGACUUUACAUUUUCAAAUGAGGAACAAGGGCUUUGAAAUGAAUUAAAAGUUUUCUAUAUUUACAAUAAUGGUCCAAUAAUUGAAGGGUCAUUUUGUCAAGGUGGAGGUGCCAGGAUGUACGUCCUGCGUCCAAACAUUUGCUGUAAAUAAGAUCAGUGUUUUAUCUGAACAAAACUGUGCCUUACAGAAAGGAAAAUGUCUGACAUGACAGUAUUGGUGGAUCAAAAACUCAAUAAACCCUGAAAGGACAA
Messenger RNA from Epinephelus fuscoguttatus (brown-marbled grouper), 2818 nucleotides. RefSeq names its product MOB kinase activator 1A (gene mob1a). The transcript has 6 exons. NCBI's taxonomy places the organism in Eukaryota, Metazoa, Chordata, Actinopteri, Perciformes, Serranidae. Gene Ontology annotation, cellular component: cytoplasm; nucleus. Bases 181 to 831 code for a protein of 216 amino acids. Gene Ontology annotation, biological process: positive regulation of protein phosphorylation; hippo signaling. The record is from RefSeq and is a predicted model, not a curated record. Gene Ontology annotation, molecular function: protein kinase activator activity.